AUGCGGUUUAUUCCAACUACAUAUGUCAAAUCCGCGUAUCUGGAACCAUUAUUUGUUUCCUGUGUUGCACCCGGAAGCAUCUUGCUGUCACACUGACGCUCUGAAAUCUGAUGUAAUGUGUUGAGGAGAAGCCGGGGCUCAUUGAUCAGCACACGGGUAAAAUAUGGCAGACUGUCAGGGAGACGUGAAUUGUAACCUGACCCCCAUGGAAGUCUACGAGAAACUGAACCUUCAAGGAGACCAAGUCCGAUCUCUGAAGUCAGAGAAAGCUGCUAAAGCCGAGAUCGAUGCUGCUGUACAGCUGCUGCUAAAGCUGAAGGUUCAUUACAAAACACUCACAGGGCAGGAGUACAAGGCCGGCUGCCCCCCCGCCACUCAGGAGGUUUCCUCAAGCAAUAACGGACCAGCUGCGGAGGACGGAGAUGACCAGGUGGAUCCCUGGAACGUGUCCACCACCAGUGCCAAAGGAGUGGAUUACGACAAGCUCAUAGUGAGAUUCGGAAGCAGUAAGAUUGAUCAGGAGCUGGUCGACAGAAUAGGCAGAAUCACAGGACAAACACCUCACCGCUUCCUCCGCAGAGGAGUCUUCUUCUCUCACAGAGACAUGCAUCAGGUUCUGGACGCCUACGAGAACAAGAAGUCGUUCUUUCUGUACACGGGCAGAGGGCCUUCCUCGGAAGCGAUGCACAUGGGCCACCUUAUCCCCUUCAUCUUCACUAAGUGGCUCCAGGAUGUGUUUAACGUCCCUCUGGUCAUCCAGCUGACCGAUGACGAGAAGUACCUGUGGAAGGACCUGACGCAGGAGCAGUGCCACCGCUUCGCCGUGGAGAACGCCAAAGACAUCGUCGCCUGUGGAUUCGACGUGAACAAGACGUUCAUUUUCUCAGAUCUGGACUACAUGGGCAUGAGUCCGGCAUUUUAUAGAAACGUUGUGACGAUACAGAAGCACGUCACGUUCAAUCAAGUCAAAGGCAUAUUCGGAUUCACAGACAGCGACUGCAUCGGGAAGAUCAGUUUUCCUGCAAUACAAGCAGCUCCUUCCUUCAGCAGCUCUUUCCCGCAGAUCUUCAACGGCAGGAAAGAUUUGCAGUGUCUCAUCCCCUGCGCUAUUGAUCAGGACCCAUAUUUCCGCAUGACGCGAGACGUCGCCCCUCGAGUCGGCUUCCCCAAGCCCGCUCUCCUGCACUCCACUUUCUUCCCUGCGUUACAGGGAGCUCAGACCAAGAUGAGCGCCAGUGACCCAAACUCCUCCAUUUUCCUGACUGACACGCCCAAACAGAUUAAGACGAAGGUCAAUAAGCAUGCAUUCUCUGGGGGUAAGGACACGAUCGAGGAGCACAGGAAAUACGGGGGAAUCCCAGACGUGGACGUCUCAUUCAUGUACCUGACCUUCUUCCUAGAGGAUGACGAACAGCUGGAGAAAAUCCGACAGGAUUAUUCCAGCGGAGCGCUCCUGACUGGUGAACUUAAGAAACUUUUAAUCGAAACCCUUCAGCCAAUGAUCGCAGCUCACCAGGAGAGACGCAAACACAUUACAGAUGACAUCGUGAAACAGUUUAUGACUCCACGGAAGCUCGACUUCAACUUCUAAUACAAGGGAUGGAAUGGAACUUUUAUUAGUUAAAUUAACAUUAAAUUAUCUUCUGGCUCAAAUGUACUGUACAUCAUCGCAAUAUCCACAACACACCAGGACCACUCGUAUCACAAGGUUAAACAAGCAAACCAAAAAAGUUAGAUUUAUGUCCAGUAAGCUGUCAUGAAGGAAAAAAAAAACAGAUGGAUAACAGCCGCAGUCAUCCAGUCUGGACUUUCUGUAGUUCAGUAGAAGUGUCCAGGUCACAAGGUCUAAAGAUGCCAGAGGCAUUAUUCAUAUGUUUACAUUUUGACAGACGAAAACAAUCACAUGUCUCUAACGUAUAACGUCUGCAGUACCGUCUGUGAAGGCGAACAUUAUGUAAUAGUGAUGUGUGAAUACCAUGUUAUAAAAUAUCAAAUUAAAGAUAAUAGUACAACACUCAA
This is a messenger RNA of Clarias gariepinus (North African catfish), 2019 nucleotides long. It is a transcript of the gene wars1, whose product is annotated as tryptophan--tRNA ligase, cytoplasmic. Gene Ontology annotation, cellular component: cytoplasm. The record is from RefSeq and is a predicted model, not a curated record. Gene Ontology annotation, biological process: tryptophanyl-tRNA aminoacylation. Lineage: Eukaryota; Metazoa; Chordata; Actinopteri; Siluriformes; Clariidae. The coding region runs from base 164 to 1591 and encodes 475 amino acids. Gene Ontology annotation, molecular function: ATP binding; tryptophan-tRNA ligase activity. The transcript has 11 exons.